AGCAUGCAGUGUGAGCAAAGAGCCGGCGACUUCCAGAGUUGUACAGAGGAGCGGGAGACUGGUUCGGGUUACAGGGACUGUCCUGUAGCACAUAGUGGGAUCGCUCUGAAGUAGCGAAUGGGACAAACGGAGCCGAACACAAAGGAGUAAGACAGCGGAAGACUCGGACGCGGAAUGUUUCGGUUUUGAAGGUUUAUGUAAUUACUCAUAUGAGUGCAGCCAGAUUGGUAAAGAACGGCAGAGUUUACUCAGUAUAAACAGCCUCCUGCAAAGUUACAGAUCGCCAGGAUUCUUUCUGCGCAACUGUACACCUGAUGAGCUUGGGGAUUGUUGGGUGCAUAGAGCCACACUCACAUGUCUGAAAUGGAACAGGAAAAGAAGUGGGGAGUCGCUGGUAAACCAGGUGAAAAGAGGCGCGUUGGUUUGAAGCAGCCGCUGUGGAGAGAUUUGUCUUGCGUGACGUUUUGCAUCGCGGUGUCCGUGCUGUCUGUUGGAGUUUGGAUCGUAGUGUUUGUGCGGACGUCGGAGCUGCAGUCCAGGAUAUUAAGUCUGGAACAGCAGCGGCUUUCUGCGUGGAUGCUGUCCGUGGAACAGGUGGAGCCCGUCAUCCUGGGUCGUCUCGACCAGAUCCUGGAAGAAAAGCUUGCAGCGCGACUACCAAAGACGCGGGAUGUGAGAGAAGUUUCCCACAGCUGCCUGUGUCCCCCAGGACCUCCAGGUCCUCCUGGACGAGCAGGCUUUCCGGGUGGCAAAGGAAGUAUGGGAAUUCCUGGGAGAAUGGGCUUAAAAGGACACGCAGGGGAGAAGGGAGCACCAGGUGAGCCUGGCCUGUCUAUCAUUGGACCAAGAGGACCUCCUGGACAACCUGGUACAAGAGGAUUUCCAGGAUUUCCAGGUCCAAUUGGGUUAGAUGGCAAGCCUGGACAGAGUGGACCAAAGGGAGACAUGGGACAGCGUGGUCCUAAAGGACACCCAGGGGAACCUGGACCUAAAGGGGAGAAGGGUAUCUGUGGCGAUUACACACAUCGGGGCCUCUUUGUGCAGGAUCUUCCUCUGAAAACCCUGGCUGCAUUACGAUCAAGUCAUACUCUGUUGAAGGGCGAGCCUGGAAUACAGGGGCCUGCGGGACCUCCGGGGCCACCCGGUCCACCGGGAACACCGGGAUCGGAUGGGGCCAAUGGCCCACCGGGUAAACCUGGGGAGCCAGGCAAACCUGGAAAAGACCCAAGGCUCUUGCCUGGACUAAAGGGUGAGCCAGGUGUGCCAGGACAAAAGGGGGAUCGAGGUGAUGUUGGCCCAGCAGGCCCAAAGGGAGUUGGGGGAGACCAAGGAAAUAAGGGAGAGAAAGGAGAGCUGAACACUGGAGCCCCGGGAAUUAAAGGAGAGCCUGGUUCACCAGGACUGCCGGGACUAAGAGGACCCAGAGGGGAAGCAGGUAUUCAAGGCCCAGCUGGCCCAAGGGGUCUGCCAGGCCCGACUGGGGAGCCAGGAAGGGCUGAAAUCCAGUAUGAAAAUGAUAUCCGCAACAUCCCCCUGAUGGGCCCUCCUGGAUUACCUGGACCUCCAGGGACACCUGGAAUCCCUGGAGCCAAGGGUGAAGUUGGUCUACCAGGUCCACCAGGACUGGAUGGAGAGAAGGGACCUCGAGGGAAGCCUGGAGAACCUGGUCUCCUGGGCCCGGCAGGUCCUGAAGGUCCCAGAGGAGAGGGAGGUGUCAUGGGCUUUCCAGGACCCAAAGGCACCAAGGGUGACAUGGGUCCAUCUGGAUCACCUGGUCCAAAAGGUGAACCUGGAGAUGGAGGAAGGUUAGAAUCGAUCUAUGGUCCUCCAGGACCCCCAGGACCAGCUGGCCCAGCAGUAAGUCAGAUAUGCCGCGUAACUCUUAUCUUUAAAAACAAAAUCACUGCUUCACUCACGCCUCCUUCCCCCAUCUCCCCAUCCAACUCUGACUACCCUCCCCAUCUACCUACCACCUCGUCCCCUCAUCAUCUCUGCUCUCUAACUGUGUACAACACUAUACAGGGGGCUCAUGGGUUAGACGGCAGACCAGGUGCAGUGGGUCUAGUAGGACCUGCAGGUGUGCCAGGGCCAGCAGGACCAAAGGGAGAGACAGGUGAAAAGGGUGAUCCUGGAAUUCCAGGACCAACAGGGCCGCAAGGCAUCCCCGGAUUAGUAGGACCACAGGGACUCAAGGGAAAUCAGGGAGAGAGGGGCAAGAAAGGCAACAGGGGGGCCAAAGGGGAUAAGGGAGACCAAGGAGCACCUGGAUUAGAUGCCCCCUGUCCAUUGGGAGAUGAUGGUUUACCUGUACCUGGAUGUUGGAAUAAAGGUCAACAUCCUUUCCAACUGGCAAAGAAGUAGCACUACUGCAGAUGAUCUCCCACAAGCAACCAAAAGGAAAACUUUGGAUAUAGUGUUUGCAGUUUUUACCCAGUUGGCUUUUCAACUUUUUCCUGCAGGCUGGGCACAGGGCUAGUAGUGUCAGAGACUCUGGUGGCUAUGCUCUGCUGAACACAGUAACCUCAAAAAGACUGGAUAGUAGAACAUUUGCUCCAUGGUGUAGUUGGUCAUUGAAGUGUUUCUGGACAGAACAGCAAUGCGACUAUCACAACCACAGAGAGCUAGAGGUCGAGACUACCUGCUGAUCUGUUCCACUGACUCAUCUAUUUAUCACCUAAAAAAAGCAUGGUCACUUGCAAUGUGUUGUGUUUGAUUUGAAAUCAUUACCGUAACUGUGAUAAAGAAUUCAGAGCAGCUCACAGAGCAGAUAUAUGCCAUGUGUUUCCAUGAAAAACCAAAAUGCAAAGGGAGACCCACUUGAUGAUUCCUUACUGAUACUAGUUGACACACUGCCUUUUUAAAAAGAAAAUCCCUUUAACUGCAGCUAUGACCAUUUUUGAAUGAUUGUGCUGUAUGUAUGAUGUGUGAUACCAGCAUCGCACAUCAUGUUUGUUCUCAUAUAUGAUAUUUUUUACUUUUUUGUAUGAACGCCAUGUUCACUGCUGUAUAUGUAUGUAUUGUACAAGAUGAGAAUUUAAUGUAUAAUUGUACGUAGCGUGUAAAUGGAGUGCAUGAAUUAAACAUCUUUUAAGUAGUGAAUACGCAUCACAGUUCUGAAAGGGUGGUAUUCAUAUCUUGACUAAUGAUUUCUUGAGAAAUGUAUAAUUUGUAAAAUACUUUGACCUAUUGUUUACCAGAAAUUACAUAAUUUUAACAUUUGCAUCUUCCAUAUGUCCAGCCCCAUCACUUAUUCUGGCUCAGAAAAGUCACAUUUGUUACCCAUUAUAUUGAAAUGUAAUUACUCUUUUUCCAUCUAAAAACAACACAGCUUAAAUCUUUUUGCUCAUUUGUUACUGUACAUUGAGAUAGCAUAAAAUGACUUGUCAGCAUUUCACCUUCCUGUUAUUGUAGUUCAGAUGUACAGAAGCAUUCCAUGUCAUCCUGACAGCUGCCAUGUAAACAGACUCGGGUCAAAGUCGUAUUUUAUUUUAUGGGGAUUUUUCAGUUUUGGAGUUCAUUAGUAAAAGAAUGAUGUUUGAUUUUUUUCAUUGUGUACAAGUGCACCUGGAAAAUUAUAGUUAUAUUUAUUAAAAUUUAAAACGAAAUUAUGAAUCACGUAGCUUCAAUCAAUAUUAUUUUAAACAUAAAUCAUAAGUGUCAACACUACGGAAGCGUAGAGCUGCCAUCCAGGCAAAAGAAAAUUCGAGCUAUAUGACAUUAUAACAUGAAAACUUUAUUGUAUAUACUCACAUUUGAACAACAUAAUAUCACAUAUUAAAACAUACAUAAUUAUCACGUUAUAACAAAAAUGAUAACUAUAUAAAUUUUAUAUUGUAAUAAUGUGAUAAUAUGUUGUUCAAAUGUGAAAAGUAUAUUGUUAGAACAAUAAACUUUUCACGUUAUAAUGUGAUAUGGCUCUAUUUUUCUUUUGCCUGGCUGGCAGCUCUAUGCUUCUAUGUAAUGCAGCUUCAAAAAAAACCCCAAUACUAGUAAAGAAAAGACUUCUAUCACAUUUAUUUCUUUUCUGACAGUGCUGUCUAUGAAAUAAUG
This is a messenger RNA of Pundamilia nyererei, 4050 nucleotides long. It is a transcript of the gene col13a1, whose product is annotated as collagen, type XIII, alpha 1. The transcript has 36 exons. The record is from RefSeq and is a predicted model, not a curated record. The coding region runs from base 355 to 2361 and encodes 668 amino acids. Lineage: Eukaryota; Metazoa; Chordata; Actinopteri; Cichliformes; Cichlidae.